UCUUUAAAUAAAACAGAGGAUAGUAGCAGUGCCCCUAGCUUCGUCUCCUUCGCUCUCUGUGAUAACUGCGCACAAUAAUUGCGUGUACAACAAGAUUUGUCAGCCCCUCUCUCUCUCCAAUAAUGCUACCCUCUCAUCUCCCCUCCGCCGCUGACCCUCCGCGCCUCAGCCAGGACAUCUGCUCAACUCCUUUCGUCAGCGCUCCCUCCAGCCCCGCACAUUCCGCCCACUACUACAGUGCUCCCCCCACCCCCAUGCAUUUCGAUCACCCUGUGUUUCUCACCACUGAUUCCGCUUCAUUCGAAUUCGAAUUCGAAUUCUCUUCUAGGUUUUCUCCUACCGGUAAUUUGCCCAACGCCUCCAUGACGUCGGCCGACGAGCUCUUCUUCAACGGCCAGAUCCGGCCGAUGAAGCAAUUGCACAGCGGAGGCGGAGAUCUCAAAUUCUCGCACCGGAAAGCUAGAUCCAUGUCGCCGGCGGUGGAAUACGAGUGGAGAGGCUUCAGCUCCUCCUCCGCCGCCGGAGAACAGGCGAAGAGGAUCAACGAGUCGGCAGAGACGACGCCGUCUUGCUCGGCGUCUACGUCGCGGUCGUCGUCGUCGGGGAGGAACUCGAAGAAAUGGAUGUUUCUCAAGGAUCUCCUGCUUCGGAGCAAGAGCGAGGGGAGAGGGAACAUGAAGGAGAGAUUCUGGUCGAUCUCGUUCUCUUCACCGUCAUCUUCGCGGGACGCGAAGAAUGAGACGAAGAGAGGAACGAAGGCUCCGGUUAGCGGAAAACCUGCGAACGGCGUGUGGCGGAGGCGAGUGCCGCAGCCGUCGGCGCACGAGCUGCAUUACACGGCGAAUAGAGCGCAGGCGGAGGAGAUGAAGAAGAAGACGUUUCUGCCGUACCGGCAAGAUCUGCUUGGGUGCCUAGGGUUCAGUUCCAAGAGCUAUGUCGCCUUCGCUGGAUCAUUUACCACUAAUCGGAAUCCUAUUUCAUCCGCCUGAAAUCGAUCGUCUCCAAACAAUUUGUUUUCAAAAUUUGAAUUAUGGAGAUCUACUGUAUACUAACAGAAUUAUUGCGCUGAUGAUCAAUUUUACAUUUGUGAUUUGGUUUCAAUAUAUUUUCCCAUGAUGUAUUGGAAA
Salvia splendens (bonfire salvia) is the source of this 1127-nucleotide messenger RNA. RefSeq lists its product as uncharacterized. The record is from RefSeq and is a predicted model, not a curated record. Bases 123 to 989 code for a protein of 288 amino acids. The transcript has a single exon. Lineage: Eukaryota; Viridiplantae; Streptophyta; Magnoliopsida; Lamiales; Lamiaceae.